Raphanus sativus (radish) is the source of this 1225-nucleotide messenger RNA. RefSeq names its product mitochondrial dicarboxylate/tricarboxylate transporter DTC. Gene Ontology annotation, molecular function: oxoglutarate:malate antiporter activity. The transcript is spliced from 6 exons. NCBI's taxonomy places the organism in Eukaryota, Viridiplantae, Streptophyta, Magnoliopsida, Brassicales, Brassicaceae. The record is from RefSeq and is a predicted model, not a curated record. Bases 130 to 1029 code for a protein of 299 amino acids. Gene Ontology annotation, biological process: transmembrane transport.
UACUUCUUCGCUUCCUCUCCACCAAGCAAGUGUGUAUCUUUCUCCGCCUAUCUCUUUCUCUCUCUCUCUCUGCGGAAUCUCUUCUUCUCGUUUCGAGUCCGUAAGAUCCCCUCGAAAACAAAAAAAGAGAUGGCGGAGGAGAAGAAAGUCGCCCCGAUUGGUGUCUGGACCGCCGUGAAGCCCUUCGUCAAUGGCGGAGCCUCCGGUAUGCUCGCGACUUGCGUCAUCCAGCCGAUUGACAUGAUCAAGGUGAGGAUUCAACUAGGUCAGGGAUCUGCAGCCAGUGUGACCAAGAACAUGUUGAAGAAUGAUGGUAUUGGUGCUUUCUACAAGGGAUUGUCUGCUGGUUUGCUGAGGCAAGCAACUUACACCACAGCCCGUCUUGGAUCCUUCAAGAUGCUGACUGCGAAAGCGAUUGAAGCUAACGACGGGAAGCCGCUACCUCUGUAUCAGAAGGCUCUGUGUGGUCUGACGGCCGGUGCCAUUGGUGCUUGCGUCGGUAGUCCGGCCGAUCUGGCGCUUAUCAGAAUGCAAGCCGACAACACCUUGCCGUUAGCUCAGCGCAGGAACUACACCAACGCCUUCCACGCGCUGUACCGUAUCAGCGCCGAUGAAGGAGUUUUGGCGCUCUGGAAAGGUUGUGGUCCCACCGUGGUCAGAGCCAUGGCUUUGAACAUGGGGAUGCUUGCUUCUUAUGAUCAGAGUGCUGAGUACAUGAGAGAUAAUCUCGGUCUUGGGGAGACUUCUACCGUCGUUGGAGCAAGUGCUGUUUCGGGGUUCUGCGCUGCGGCUUGCAGUCUACCAUUUGACUUUGUCAAAACUCAGAUCCAGAAAAUGCAACCGGACGCUCAGGGGAAGUAUCCAUACACUGGUUCGCUUGACUGUGCAAUGCAAACCUUGAAGUCAGGAGGACCUCUGAAGUUCUACACAGGUUUCCCUGUUUACUGCGUCAGGAUCGCCCCUCACGUCAUGAUGACAUGGAUCUUCCUGAACCAGAUUACAAAGUUUCAGAAGACCAUUGGUCUGUGAGAUUCAAGCAUUGUGAAGUGCAUGCCGAGAAUAAGAUGAGAAGAGAAACACAAUUGGAAUUGUGUUAGAUUUGCUUUUUUAUUCAUAUAUACAUGAUGAUCACAUUGCCUGGACGCAUUAUUGGAACUGUUGAAGACUUUAAUAUUUUUGUUGUUGUCGAGGAUCGUUGAUUGGUUUGGUAAACUUCCUUUUGAAA